Molecule: messenger RNA, 2012 nt
Organism: Ictalurus furcatus (blue catfish)
Lineage: Eukaryota; Metazoa; Chordata; Actinopteri; Siluriformes; Ictaluridae
Gene: tor4aa
Product: torsin family 4, member Aa
Exons: 2
Coding region: 573-1817 (414 amino acids)
Cellular component (GO): endoplasmic reticulum lumen; nuclear envelope
Molecular function (GO): ATP binding; ATP hydrolysis activity
Source: RefSeq, a predicted model, not a curated record
ACAUUAAAGCAAGUUUACUGUGUUUGUCAGUGCACAUUUGUAGUGCCAAAUACAAUCUGAAGUAAUGCUAUUUAGCUGACUACUUAGGUUGAGUAUGAUUUUCUUAACAAUUUCAUGAAAAGAAUAAUCACUGGUAAAUGUUUUGUACUGUUUAGAAAGAUGGAAAGUUUUGGAAUUCCCAUCACAACAUGGUGCACUAGCUUACUCAACAGAUGUGUUUGUUUCCACACUCGUGCUCACCUACUACUUUGACAUUUUAUUUAGUAUGCGGAUUUGGAUGGAGCUUGUAGCAGGAUAACUACUUUUACUACUAUUGAGUACAGCAGCAGCACAUACGCCAUGCAGUUUUUGUGCUACUGUUCAGUGCAUUAGAGCUGUGGUUGGAUGUGGUGGUGAAGAGGAAGGGGGAGGGGCUUGGUGGAGAGAUGAGCAAAUAGGUGGAGUUCAGAGCAAGUGGUGAGUAGAGGUCAGGAACGAGAUACCUCCUCCUCCUCCUCUUGUUCUUCUCCAUGCUCUAGGCUUAAAGAAGACUUUAAGACAUUACCAAACCUCUCCGUGGUGAUCUGCUGAAGAUGGGGGAGCAAAACGUUUCUGUCAUGCUUUCAGAGGAUGAACUGGAGAAGACGAAGGAAAACAGGACAACACCGUUCUCCCAGUUCUCCGCAACUGUACGAGCCGUGGUGCGAAUUCGCCAGAAGUACCAAGCAAUGAAACGGCGCCGCAUGGAGCGGGUAGCGUCAGCGUCCCAGCACAGUGCGCAUUUAACAGUUCCGUGUGGUGAUCAGCGCUCCACCAGCCCCAAGAUCUUUACAUUUGAUGUAAUCGAUGGUAACAGUCCUGUCAAUCUAGGCAAGAAAAGGAGAAAGAAAAAGGCACGUGUCUUGUUCCCCAAUAGCAGCCGCCGAGUCUUGCCCACCAAGGAGCAGAGCCGGGCUAAGAGCUGCCUGGUCUUGUUAUGCGUUGUGGUUUUCUUGCAGGUUUACAACGCCAUUGAAAACCUGGAUGACCAUGUGCUCAAAUACGAUCUGGAGGGACUUGAGAAAACCCUUAAAAGAGAGGUUUUUGGACAGCAGGAAGUUACUGAUGGCCUGUUGGGCCAUUUAAAAGAUUACUUGUCCACAUAUGUUCACAGUAAACCUUUGGUUAUUUCUCUUCUUGGGCCCAGUGGUGUAGGAAAGAGCCACAUAGGAAGGCUAUUGGCUCAGCACUUCCGUUCUCUGGUGGGUGAGCAGCUGGUCAUGCAGUACUUCGUGCUCCACCACUGUCCCACAGAAGGAGACAUCCCACUCUGUACCAAAACUCUGACCUCCCAAGUCUCUGAGAUGGUCACUCAGGCUGAAGAAGAGGAGAAGAUCCCCCUGUUCAUCUUUGAUGAGAUGGAGCAUAUGCCUACUGAGCUGCUGGAAACUGUGCAUGGUCUCAUCGCAAAAAAAGAGAAUAACGAAUAUUUGAAUGCCAUCUACAUCCUCAUCAGCAACCUGGAGCAGGAAGAGAUCACAAAGUUCGUGCUGCAGAACUCCACCAGUAUCACCAUUUCAGGCCGAGGGCACGUUAGCAAGGAGUUGAACGCUUUGCUGCUUAGUAAUCUCAAAAAGCACCACUCGCUUUGGCUGGAGGCAGAGUUGCUGCCUCUCACACUUCUGGAAAAAAGCCACGUGAUGCAAUGUUUUAUUGAUGAAAUGUCCCGGGAAGGAUUUUACCCAGAGCGCUCUCAUGUAGAAAGACUAGCAGACGAGCUGGGUUACUAUUCUGUGGGUGAACGAGAGUUUUCACGCACUGGAUGUAAGCAAGUGGUGGCAAAAGUGAAUCUUCUGUGAAACCAAAGGCUGUGAACACUGAGGUCAUGCAGAAGUCAGUACUGUUAGUAGAAGAAUAUUGGAGGAAUACACUGAUGCGUCAAGAUCAGUACUAGUCUGUGAUGGCUGGAAAAGACUGGCAUGGUUUCUUUGUUAUUUUUAUAGCUCUAAAGAGGAAUGUUAUGAAUGUUGUAUUUUAAAGAAAGUUGCUGAUUU